This is a messenger RNA of Choloepus didactylus (southern two-toed sloth), 3733 nucleotides long. It is a transcript of the gene LPCAT1, whose product is annotated as lysophosphatidylcholine acyltransferase 1. Gene Ontology annotation, molecular function: calcium ion binding. NCBI's taxonomy places the organism in Eukaryota, Metazoa, Chordata, Mammalia, Pilosa, Megalonychidae. The record is from RefSeq and is a predicted model, not a curated record. The coding region runs from base 87 to 1703 and encodes 538 amino acids. The transcript is spliced from 14 exons.
CCUCCGCCGCCGGCGCAUCCUCGGCCCGGCCGCCGGCCCCGCUCGCGCCCCCCGCCGCCGCCCCGCGCCCGCUGCCGCCCGCGGCCAUGAAGCUGCGGAGACGCGGCCCGCGGGCCGCCCCCGCCUCCGACGCCGCCGCCAGCGCGGGGACCGGCGAUGCACGCCCGCGGGCGCCCCCCGGGCGGAACCCCUUCGUGCACGAGCUGCGCCUCAGCGCCCUGCAGAAGGCCCAGGUGGCCGUCCUGACGCUGACCCUCUUCCCCGUCCGGCUGCUGGUGGCCGCCUGCAUGAUGCUGCUGGCCUGGCCCCUGGCCUUCAUCGCCUCGCUGGGCUGUGCCGACAAGGAGCCGGAGCAGCCGCUGGCCUUGUGGCGGAAGGUCGUGGAUGUCCUGCUGAGAGCCAUCAUGCGGACCAUGUGGUUUGCCGGCGGCUUCCACCACGUGGCUGUGAAGGGGCGGCGGGCCCUGCCCACCGAGGCUGCCAUCCUCACCCUGGCUCCGCACUCCUCGUACUUUGAUGCCAUCCCUGUCACCAUGACGAUGUCCUCCAUUGUGAUGAAGGCUGAGAGCAGGGACAUCCCGAUAUGGGGGACUCUGAUAAAGUACAUCCGGCCAGUGCUCGUGUCCCGCUCCGACCAGGACUCCCGCAGGAAGACGGUGGAGGAGAUAAAGAGACGGGCGCAGCUGGGCGGAAGGUGGCCGCAGAUAAUGAUUUUCCCGGAAGGAACUUGUACCAACAGGACCUGCCUAAUUACCUUCAAGCCAGGUGCCUUUAUCCCCGGAGUCCCAGUCCAACCCGUGGUUUUGCGGUACCCCAACAAGCUGGACACAAUCACGUGGACGUGGCAAGGACCCGGAGCGCUGGAGAUCCUGUGGCUGACACUGUGCCAGCUUCACAACCGCGUGGAGAUCGAGUUCCUCCCGGUGUACAGCCCCUCGGAGGAGGAGAGGAGGAGCCCGGCUCUGUACGCCAGCAACGUGAGGCGCGUCAUGGCCAAGGCCCUGGGCGUCCCCGUCACCGAUUACACGUUUGAGGACUGCCGGCUGGCCCUGGCGGAAGGACAGCUGCGUCUUCCUGCAGACACCUGCCUCUUAGAAUUCGCCCAGCUCGUGAGAGGCCUCGGGCUAAAGCCAGAAAAACUUGAAAAAGACCUGGAUAAAUACUCUGAAAGCGCUCGGAUGAAGAGGGGGGACAAGAUCGACCUUUCGGAAUUCGCUGCAUACCUGGAGGUGCCCGUGUCCGACGUGCUGGAAGACAUGUUCUCGCUGUUUGACGAGAGCAGCGACGGCCGGGUGGACCCGCGGCAGUACGUCAUCGCCCUGUCCGUCGUCUGCAGACCCUCCCAGACCCUGGACACCAUCCGGCUGGCAUUCAAGAUGUAUGAGUCGCAGGAGGGCAGUGGGCUCCCCGAAGACGCCUUGUCCUGCAUCCUCAAGACGGCCCUGGGGGUGGCCGAGCUCGCUGUGACCGACCUGUUCCGGGCCAUCGACGCAGAAGGGAAGGGGAGAAUCACAUUUGCCGACUUCCACAGGUUCACACGGCUGCACCCCGACUUUGCAGAGGAGUACUUGUACCCUGAGCACACCCACUUUGAAAGCUGCGCCCAGACUCCGCUGGCUCCCACCCCGAACGGAUUCUGCACUGACUUCAGCCCCGAAAACCCCAACGUGGGGAGGACGGCUUCGCAUGCGAAAGUGGACUAGGGGGAAGGUUCCGGAGAGGAGAGCCCUCCCCGGCUGUGUCGGCACCCCCUCCGCAGGGCUGGCACACCCUGUCCGAGUGCCAACGCCGGGGUUCUCUCCCCCCACCUGCUGACAGUUGUGAUCUCCACGCCCGAGUCUGGAGACGCGGGGUUUGGUUUCAUUUGUGAAGAGUGCAGCAUGGGGCCGCCACGUCCACUGUGGAGUCUGGAAGGAAAGCGACACGUGGAUUCCUGUCCCCGUCUGCUGGCCUGUGCAUCGGGACGCGUGGGGGCCGACGGGGCCGGCGCCAGGGGGCUCGGCUGGGGCGGCCGCUUGGCCAGGCGCGGGGGACACCAGGCGCUGCCUGUUUGCACCGGGAGCCGCCUGGUGUUCAUUUCUGUCACAGCCUCUCCUCGCGGCCCCCCCACCCCUCGGUCCGAGGCAGCCCCUCUCCCCCCACUGAACCUGCACUUGAAAACCAGAAUGUCACGGGCGUUUUGACUCCAGCACAGAACAACUGCCAGUCUCCUCCGUGCACACACAGCACGGUGGUGGCGUCUGACUUUUAAAAGUUUCUAUAUUUGUGAGGGAGCUCAUGAGCAUUUUAUAAACUUCAUUUAGAUACUUCAGGAACAUUCAGCAUUUUUUUUUUUAAGAAAACAAAAAAAUUUGUUUUUCUACUUCAUUGUUCCUUUUUGGGUCAGAGGCCCGUUUUUGAUAGACGAGGAGGCUGUUGGCCCUUGGCUUGCGUUUCUGUCACCCUCUCCCCACCACGAAAUUCCUCUCCUCCCAUUUGGGUCCCCGGGGACGUGAUCAUGAGGGCCUGGCCCCAGACUGCUUUCUUUGCUUUCCUUAGUCCUUUCCAGACCCUCCCCCCUUUUUUUAAUGAAUGUUAACAAUUUGGUAAUUCUGUUUUGAUGUCACGCAGUCCACUGCGCUGUACCUUACGCUCCAGCUGAGCGUCGGCACAGUGAGGCGGGGCCGGCGGCUCUGCUCCGUGCUUCUCUGCAGAUCUGCCCAGGCAAGCCCUGGUGGGCAGCUGGCCGUGCCGUCCGCUCUGCACCGGCCUCUGCGCGAUCUGAGGCGGCGGCGAGUGCCCCCAGGAGAGGUGGAGCUCGUGUUUGUGGGUGGGGGCUCCCAGGGUGGAGGGGUCCAGGCAGUGAGGGGACGCUCUCACCCCAGCCCCUCCUCCAAGGGUGCCCUGAUGGACGCACAGGGGUCAGCUACACGCCAGGGAGAAGUGGUCGCUUUCGGGGUUACCUUUGACCUUGGUGGUAUCACUUUGUUUCCUUAUUUCUUUAUGAAGUCAUUAGAAAUGUAUCCGUAAAGCACAAUAAUAACCACAGGCUUUGGUUUUCAGAGUCUGUUUGAAAAAAACUAUUUGAAUUUCUAAGAUGAAUUGGUUUUUGUAUCUGGGGAGUCCAUAUAGCAACUAACAACUAGGAGCACUAAAUUCAGGGAAAAAAGUGUUCAGUGACCUCUUCUGAGAUCCUCCUCAUGUGCUUUCCUCUCCAGGAAACAUUUAAAAAGAGGAGGGGAACCCUGGACCCCUUCCCUCUUGCCCGUCUCCAGCCUGUCCUCCUCGUGCCCUGCGAGCCGGGCUCGGCCAGCCCCCAGCAGGCGGAGACGAAGUUCAGUUCAGGCCCCGACUCGCUGGGCACAGAGUAAACGUGCAAGCGCCUGGGUGGCUGGUAGCGACUGGUUUUCUAGUUAAGUGUAGAUUCACUUGUGAGGAGCAAAACCCAAACGUGACCAUGAAGGAGGUUAACAAACCGGGAUAUUCCGAGGGGCGGGGCAGGGGCCCCGGUGCCCUCGGGUCUGCGGAUGAAGGGCUUCUGCCUGACGUGCCACCGCGCGCUUUCAGGAGGAAGGUUCCUGACGAGCAGACGCUGGUGGGUGUUUGUCCCUCCUGACCGUCCCGUCUGCGGCACUCGCGUCAGCGGGCGGCGGAGCUGGGAGUGUGUGCGUCUCGAAGCUCAGCUCUCCCUGCCUGGUCUGGGACCGGGCUUGGGUUUUCCCGUGGAAUAAAGUGUAAGCUCUGACACACUCCA